Messenger RNA from Peromyscus eremicus (cactus mouse), 1890 nucleotides. RefSeq names its product cyclic GMP-AMP synthase (gene Cgas). Gene Ontology annotation, molecular function: double-stranded DNA binding; 2',3'-cyclic GMP-AMP synthase activity; chromatin binding. Gene Ontology annotation, cellular component: nucleus; site of double-strand break; cytosol. The coding region runs from base 267 to 1871 and encodes 534 amino acids. Lineage: Eukaryota; Metazoa; Chordata; Mammalia; Rodentia; Cricetidae. Gene Ontology annotation, biological process: negative regulation of double-strand break repair via homologous recombination; activation of innate immune response; DNA damage response. The record is from RefSeq and is a predicted model, not a curated record. The transcript is spliced from 5 exons.
GCAAUAAAGGAAGGGUGGGUGGUUUCCAAGCCAAUGGCUCAGCUGGUCCCCACUGGCGGGUGAGAAAGUUCGCAUCUCCUGGACCGCCUCUUCCUGGCGGCGACGUGCGACCUCACGCGGGUUCCUGCGCCUGCUCUGGGCGGCACAGACAAGCUGCGUUCCCGCCAGAUUAGUUAAGUUUCGUUUCCAGCAGUUACGGAGAGUUCCCCUUCCCGCGAUCUUUCCCCGAAGUCGAUUCUUCCUUUCCGGAGCGCAGAGCCUCAGAUAUGGAAGGUCAGCGCCGAAGGCCGACAGCGCCGCGCGCUAAGAAGCCGGCUGCGAAGCGCGCCACGACGGAGCCCAAAGGGACCGUGGCCGCCCGGCCCCACGCGGGAAGCUGCGUCCCGCAAAGGGGGGCGCGAUCGCGGCGUGCGGAGUGUGACGGGGACCCUGCGGAGAAGCCGCGCGCCCAAGCGCCCCGAGCGCGCCCAGGAAGGGCGUCCGUGCGCACCAAGGACCCACAGCCCUCGGCCACCGGCGCCGCAGGUGACGCCGGGCGGCCCGGCGUCCGGGAGCCCCAGCCUCCGACAGCCCCCGAGGUCCUUGAGGUCUCAAGGGGCGUCCGGGAGCCCCAGCCUCCGACAGCCCCCGAGGUCCCUGAGGUCUCAAGGGGCGUCCGGGAGCCCCAGCCUCCGACAGCCCCCGAGGUGCCCGAGGUCGCAAGGGGUCCUCGCGGCAGGAGGGGCGCGCGCUCUACGGGGCAGCAGAGAGCCCCGCGGGCUUCCAGGAAGGAGCCGGAGACCCUCGACAAAAAGCUCAAGAGAGUUCUAGGAAAUUUGAAGUUGAAACGGGAUGAGAUCUCGGUGGCAGCCGAGGUGGUGAAUGAAGUCGUGAAGAGUCUGCUGAAAGGAAUGCAGACCCGUGAGUCGGAGUUCAAAGGCGUGCAGAAGCUGAACACUGGCAGCUACUACGAGCAUGUGAAGAUUUCUGCUCCUAAUGAAUUUGAUGUUAUGUUUAAACUGGAAGUCCCCAGAAUUGAUCUACAAGAAUAUCGUGACACUGGUGCUUUUUAUCUUGUGAAGUUCAAAAGAAUUCCAGGAGGAAAUCCUCUGAGUCAUUUUUUAGAAGGGGAAGUAUUAUCAGCUUCCAAGAUGUUGUCAAGAUUUAGGGAAAUCAUUAAAAAAGAAGUUAAAAAAAUUGAAGGUAUUGAUGUCAGUGUGGAGAAGGAAAAACCAGGAAGCCCUGCUGUAACACUUCUUAUCAGAAACCCGGAAGAAAUAUCUGUGGAUAUAAUUCUGGCUUUGGAAUCAAAAGGCAGCUGGCCCAUUAGUACCAAAGAAGGACUACCCAUCAAAAACUGGCUUGGCACAAAAGUUAGGACCAAACUAAGACAAGGACCAUUUUAUCUUGUGCCCAAGAAUGCAAAAGUUGGAAAUGGUUUUCAAGGCAAGACAUGGCGCCUCUCUUUCUCUCACACUGAAAAAUACAUUUUGAGUAAUCAUGGGAUAGAGAAAACAUGUUGUGAAUCUGCUGGAGUAAAAUGUUGCAGGAAAGACUGUUUAAAAUUAAUGAAACACCUUUUGGAACAGUUGAAAAAAGAGUAUCAAGAACUAGAUGAAUUCUGUUCUUACUAUGUGAAAACUGCAAUCUUUCACAUGUGGACUGAGAACCCACAAGACAGUCAUUGGGACCCCAAGCAACUGAGCACCUGCUUUGAUGAGUUUUUGACGUUCUUUGUUGAGUGCCUCAGGACAGAGAAACUGAUGCAUUAUUUUAUUCCAAAGUUCAAUCUAUUCUCUCAAGAAGAAAUUGACCAAAAAAGUAGAGAAUUUCUGUUAGAGAAAAUUGAAUAUGAAAGAAACAAUGGAUUUCCAAUUUUUGACAAGUUUUGAAGUUAUGUAUUUGUCUGUA